AUGGCUUCAUCUUCUGUGGAUGCUGUCUCGCCGGUCGAGAUCGGAGAUGUGGGGAGCGGUGCUUCCCUGCCGGAAGCCAUGGAGGUGGAUGCUCCACCCUCCACCGUGGACUCUGAACUCCUUUCGGAAUCUAGUUUCCAACUGGUGGGAGACCUCGCUGAGAUCACGAAUGAGGAUUACCAGAUGGCGGAACAGGUCGCCGAGGCCUACAAGAAAGAUGAGGACGCAACGAGCCUGACCCUCUCGGGCGUGAAUCCUGGCUCUUUCACGAUGCUCCAGACGGCAACUAAGGUGGACCUUCAGAAAUUGCUCACUGAGCUUACCGAGGCAAUGCAACGAAUGCUCACUAAGGACUCCUCUGUGGACCAAGGUACAGGUACCCAACCCGGGCCAGCUGUCAGCGGCCAGGGCAUGGGGACCGACACUAAGGCCCUCGUGGAAUUUGAGAAAGUGACGGUCGACACCUACCGCAUCGCCAAUGGCAACCUGGAUGAUCUCCGUGACCUCCUGACCAUCUUUGACAAGGGUUACGCCCUAACCCCAGCGGCCUUCCACCGCAUCCUGGAGAGCUAUGGCCUGGCAGUCAAGAAGCUGCAGCACGAGAAGAUCCUGUUGGCUGAACAUGUCAAGAAGCGGGACACGACCACCAUCCACACCUUGGAGGAGCGUGAGACCAACAUGAAGGCAGCAGCCUCCAUCAACGUAUCAGAUUUCUCGGUACCCCUCAAGGAACCACGGGUCAACCCUGAGCUCUCAUACUCGGACCUGGUCCCCAACAACCAGCGGGUCCUCCUCCGCACCCAAGUUGUGGAAGAAGAGACGGACGACCCCUUGUUUUCCAGUGCGCCCACUGGUGACCGCCCUCCUUUGAAGCGCGAGUUCAAAGAUGGCCAACAGUCCCUCUUUUUCCAUCCUCAGGCCACCAAGGUCCUCCGGAUGCGAGCCCAGAUGCGAGAGGACCCCCCGGCCAAGAAGACGAUCCAGGAAAAGAUGGAAGAGGAGGAGGGCUACCUCAAGCGCAAGCAUGAGGGAGAGUCGGGCAGUAGUGACGUAUGGCAACAGAUUGCCUUAGCACAAACCAGCAUCUCACAGGCGAAGGUGGCGAACAAGGAGCGCCAAGAACAGGGACAGCACAAGCGGCAGAUGCUGCGUCCAGCGGUGGAGACGCUUUGGUCUCCAACAGUGCAGAAGGUCCUGGAGUCCAAUGCCCUGAUGCCCUCCGUGGCGGUGGACUUCCUCUCCCAGGAUGACCUCAACCUGGCCCGCACCCAGCAUCUGGACCUCAAGAUGUACAUCAAGGCCAAGGGCAACCCUUGCCCGGAUUCAUUGCUGCUGGAAGAAGUGCCGGAGACCCCAUUGGAUUUCUGGGAGGUCACCAAGGCGGCGGACCCCCCAGCUGGCAGCGGGGAGUCCAAUGCCGACCUGGCCUCCCGCCUCCCUCCGGGCAGCAUGGAGCGCAAGUUGGCCAUCCUGGACAUCAUCAACCAGCACUCCCAGGGCCAGCUCAGGGUCUGGGGUGGUCAGUGGCAGAAGAAGUGGGAUGAACUCAACAUCCCGGGUUGGGCCAUGUCAGGAACUGGAGGACCAGGUGAACCAGGGCCUACGUCCCCUUCAGGACACGAUCCACAACUUGUUCUGGGCAGCGGGACCGGCAGACGCCGGCACUGGCACAGAGCAGUUUCAACUUGGUCUUUCCCAAGCCUGUGCCACAAGUUGGCACACCAGAACAAUUUGAAGGAAAUCUACGCGAUCUGGCAGAACAUGCCACUUGCAGUGGACCCCCCGACACGGGGACACCACUCCGCCGAGAAGGGCCGCCUCAAGUUGCAAAGGCACACAGCCAUUCGAAAGGAAGUCAAAACAUUUGCCCAGGAGAUGGGACUGAAGAAGCUCCCAUCGGAUGUGGACUCAUGGCG
Cladocopium goreaui is the source of this 1916-nucleotide messenger RNA. The record is from the annotation of a GenBank genome assembly. Lineage: Eukaryota; Dinophyceae; Suessiales; Symbiodiniaceae.